Gekko japonicus is the source of this 2300-nucleotide messenger RNA. RefSeq names its product potassium channel, voltage gated modifier subfamily F, member 1 (gene KCNF1). Gene Ontology annotation, biological process: protein homooligomerization; potassium ion transmembrane transport. The record is from RefSeq and is a predicted model, not a curated record. Gene Ontology annotation, cellular component: membrane; voltage-gated potassium channel complex. Lineage: Eukaryota; Metazoa; Chordata; Lepidosauria; Squamata; Gekkonidae. Bases 494 to 1957 code for a protein of 487 amino acids. The transcript has a single exon. Gene Ontology annotation, molecular function: voltage-gated potassium channel activity.
ACAAGCAAAUGCAAAACUCAAAGGGAUUUUUGUAUCCAAAGAAACUCCACAGAUUUCCCUGUGAAGCCAAGACAUCACAAGAAGCGUCUAGUUGGGACUACCUUUUCUUCCCCCUCAGACCUGUCUGUUAAUUCACUUUUCAUUACUCAAAGGAUUUACUGAGGGUCCAAGAGUCUCUGCUCAUGAAUAAAGGCCAGGAAAAAAGGAGAAUCUGAAAACAAUUGCAAGCGCUGGGGUGAGUUUCUUUAAGUGUUUCCUCCGCCCUUCUUGCUUUGUCCAAAUCUGUAGGAGCUUUCCUGUUAAACAGCUCGUGGCAUAUUUCACAGCCUGCGGGUUUGCUUCUGUAGCCUUUUUCGAGACCGGCUCAGUCUUCUCAGUGGAGAUUUAUUAAUAUAAACUGACUUGAUUCUCAGUUGCUCUGGUGAAACUGCUUCAAUAAAAAUUUUGAGGGUGGGUGGAAGGCUGUCAGAAAUAAGGCUGCAAUCAAAUUAAAAUGGCAGAUGACAUUAGUUUCUCAGAUCUGGACAGUGAUGGGUCAGAGAACAGUGAAGAAACUGAGAUUAUAGUCAACGUUGGAGGGGUAAGGCAGGUGCUGUACAGUGAUCAUCUAAACCAAUACCCGAAUACAAGACUGGCAGAGCUUAUGAACUGCUUGCCAGGGGGGUAUGACAUUAUUUUCUCUCUUUGCGAUGACUACGAUCCUGGGAAAAGAGAAUUUUACUUCGACAGAGAUCCCGAUGCUUUCAAAUGCAUUGUUGACGUGUAUUACUUUGGGGAGGUUCACAUGAAGAAAGGAAUAUGCCCCAUUUGUUUCAAGAAUGAGAUGGAAUUUUGGAAAGUGGAUCUCAAAUUUUUGGACGACUGCUGCAAAACUCAUCUCAGUGAAAAAAAGGAGGAACUCGAAGAGAUAGCCCAUCGGGUCCAGUCGAUUUUGGAUGACUUGGGAGUGGACAGCUCUGAAAACCGCUGGAAGAAAUGCCAAAAAUGUAUUUGGAAAUUCAUGGAAAAACCAGAGUCUUCCUACCCAGCUCGAGUAACAGCAGUUCUGUCUUUUCUGUUCAUCCUAACCUCCUCAGUAGUGAUGUGUGUGGGGACCAUCCCGGAACUGCAGGUGCUGGACUCCGAAGGAAAAGCUGUGGAGCACCCAGUACUGGAUAAGAUUGAGAUAGCUUGCAUCGGCUGGUUUACCCUUGAGUAUAUCCUCAGACUCAUCUCCUCUCCUAAUAAACUGCAUUUUGCUCUUUCUUUCAUGAACAUCAUUGACAUUUCUGCAAUACUUCCCUUCUACGUUAGCCUGAUAUUGACUCAUUUGGGUGCCAGAUUGAUGGAGUUAACCAAUGUGCAGCAAGCUGUCCAAGCGCUCCGAAUUAUGAGGAUUGCAAGGAUUUUCAAACUAGCACGCCAUUCCUCGGGUCUACAAACUUUAACCUAUGCUCUAAAGAGGAGCUUUAAGGAGCUGGGGCUUCUGCUGAUGUACUUAGCUGUUGGGAUUUUUGUGUUUUCUGCCCUUGGUUAUACGAUGGAGCAAAACCACCCAGAGACGUUGUUUAAGAGCAUCCCUCAAUCCUUCUGGUGGGCAAUAAUAACCAUGACUACUGUGGGCUAUGGGGACAUCUAUCCAAAGACCACACUGGGGAAACUGAAUGCUGCCAUCAGUUUCCUUUGCGGGGUAAUAGCCAUUGCACUGCCAAUCCACCCCAUCAUUAACAACUUUGUCAGAUAUUAUAAUAAGCAGAGAGUUUUGGAGACAGCGGCCAAGCAUGAACUGGAACUGAUGGAGCUAAAUGCUGGCGAUAGGAAAGGUGGAAGCCCCAAAGAUGAACCAUCAUAUCUUUCACGAAAAGGAAAAGGAGAUCCUCAGUGGAGGAGCCAGCUCAAAGUCUCUUUCAGUGACACAUUCAUUCACUUCCGGUCAGAUGAUAAACACCACCGAACCAGACUUCGGAGCUGUAAGUAGACUCCAGGAGUUUGCCUGUAUUCAGCACAAACCUGGAAUAAGAAUGAAAUCUUAUAUUGAAAAGAUUAAAGAGACUCUUUUGAGACCAGCCUCUCUUACCCAGCACGCCACCUCCCUCUGCACGGGUAUCUCCAUCUCAGUUUGGUAACCCAUAGCCUAUAGAACCUGCACACAAAACAAAUGUAUGGUCAAAUAAUAAUAAAUGCGUCCUGACACCAAACCCUUUGUAACUAUUUCAGAGGUUAACAACAGCAUAUCAGUCAGUAACUGUAUCAUGAUUUGGAUGUGAAGCCUUAUGAACUCACAAAAAUGUAUGAAUAUUAAUAAAAGAAAAAAAUCAUAU